Messenger RNA from Penaeus indicus, 707 nucleotides. RefSeq lists its product as uncharacterized. The record is from RefSeq and is a predicted model, not a curated record. Lineage: Eukaryota; Metazoa; Arthropoda; Malacostraca; Decapoda; Penaeidae. The transcript is spliced from 5 exons. The coding region runs from base 12 to 707 and encodes 231 amino acids.
ACGCGUCUGCCAUGGCGAUGGUCCAGGAGAAGGCGAGGCUGCCAUGUGACGUGACCUCCUCCCUGGCCAAUGACAGGGUUGUGCUCAUCCUGUGGUACCGGGGAGCAGCUGGGACGCCCAUCUACAGCUUCGACGCCCGCGGGAGCAAGAUCGAGAAAGGCAAGCACUGGGCUGACGAAAGACUUCUAGACAAGAGGGCCUACUUCCAGCUCCUGCCAGGGAACUCCUUCGGGGGAUCUGCGGCUCCAGGAGCCCACCUGGAGAUCCACCCCGUGCUGGACCGCGACCAGGCCGUCUACAGGUGCCGCGUCGACUUCCUGCUCUCGCCCACCAAGAACACCAUCGUCAACUUCACCGUCAUCAUCCCCCCCAAGAAGCCAGAAAUCUACAACGAGACAAACCACCUCGUUACGGGAGAUAACGACGCCUCUAUCAUCGGUCCUUAUAACGAGGGGUCGGCGCUCAAGCUCACCUGUGUUGUUAAUGGAGGUCGUCCCACGCCAGUCGUACAGUGGCUGGUCAACGACGAAGUGAGGUCGUCCCAAGAAUCCCGCUCGCCUCCUGGAGUGAUCAACACGACCCUUGUUGUCCCAAGGCUCUCAAGGAACGACCUGCACGCCGUGUUCGAGUGUCGUGCGACUAACUUUAACGACUCGGCUCCCAUCUCGUCUACGGUCACUCUGGACAUGAACUAUGGCACUGUGUAG